AUGGCGUACGUUGAUACUAGCAGUGGAGACGGCGGAGUUGUGGUGUUCUUGCAUGGCAAUCCCACGUCCUCUUACCUUUGGCGCAACAUCAUCCCCAACGUAUCGCCGCUGUCCCGGUGCCUGGCCCCUGACCUGAUGGGGAUGGGCGAGUCAGACGGGACCCCGAAUGGCUCGUACCGCUUCUUUGACCACAGCCGAUACCUCGAUGCAUGGUUCGAUGCCGUGUUGCCAGAGGGCCCGGUAACGCUGGUUGUACACGACUGGGGAUCGGCCUUGGGUUUUCACUGGGCCAAGCGGCAUCCGGAGCGUGUGAAGGGGCUGGUAUACAUGGAGGCCAUCGUGCGUCCGGUGACAUGGGACGAGUGGCCGGAGGCGGCGCGGCAGGUGUUCCAGGGAUUUCGCUCGGACGCUGGCGAGACCAUGGUGCUGGAACGCAACAUCUUCGUUGAGCGCGUACUUCCCGGCAGCACAAUACACGGCAUUAGCGACGAGGCGAUGGAAGUUUAUCGCCGCCGCUAUGCCGAACCGGGCGAGUCGCGGAGACCUACGCUGUCCUGGCCCCGCGAGAUCCCCAUCGAGGGGGAGCCGGCGGACGUGGUAGCCCUCGUCGCUGAAUAUGCUGAAUGGCUCUCGCAGACACCCAUCCCCAAGCUGUUCGUCAACGCCGAACCGGGCGCAAUCCUGACAGGCCCGCAGCGAGAGUUCUGCCGAACCUUCGCCAACCAGCGUGAGGUAACCGUCCCAGGUGUCCACUUCAUCCAGGAGGACUCGCCGCACGAAAUCGGCGCUGCCAUCGCAGAAUGGUACGCGGGGUUGUGA
Messenger RNA from Geodia barretti, 819 nucleotides. NCBI's taxonomy places the organism in Eukaryota, Metazoa, Porifera, Demospongiae, Tetractinellida, Geodiidae. The record is from the annotation of a GenBank genome assembly.